Molecule: messenger RNA, 897 nt
Organism: Lodderomyces parapsilosis
Lineage: Eukaryota; Fungi; Ascomycota; Pichiomycetes; Serinales; Debaryomycetaceae
Product: cytochrome-b5 reductase
Exons: 1
Coding region: 1-897 (298 amino acids)
Cellular component (GO): plasma membrane; endoplasmic reticulum
Molecular function (GO): oxidoreductase activity
Source: RefSeq, a predicted model, not a curated record
AUGUCAGACACAGACGACAAGAGGAAGCUAUUAGCCAACCCACUUCAUGGAAUAGUCAUCCCCAUCGGCUUGCUCCUAUUCGGCACUUGGCUAUUCAGUUGGUCCUAUAUGCCAUACACUAUCGCUUUUAUCAUCGUCAUAUGUUCAAUUCAAUACUACUUGGCCACGCAACGUCGUUCAUCAAUGCAUCAAACGAUAUGGCGUGAUUUUGAAUUGAUUGAUAGAACAAUGGUGGCUCCAAUGACUGCAAUUUAUCGAUUCAAGUUGGGUCGUGAGGAUGAAGUUUUGGAUAUCCCCACUGGUCAUCAUUUAUCAUGUGUGUUUACGAUCGAUGGUAAGGAUGAGUUGCGAUACUACUCGCCAAUUUCGAACCAGUUUGAUUCAGGGUUUUUUGAUAUUUUGGUUAAGCAUUAUCCUCAAGGGAAAGUCACUAGUAAAUUAGCUACUGUUCAAAUUGGUCAAACGGUCAAGUUUAGGGGACCAGUGGGGACAUUGGACUAUAAGCCUAAUGAAACAAAGACCUUGGGUUUGAUUGCUGGCGGAACUGGUAUAACUCCAAUCUUGCAAGUUAUUACACGGGCCAUUACCAACCCUGAAGACUUAACUGAGCUCAAGCUAAUUUUCGCAUGUCAGACUCCAAAUCAACUCUUGUUGAAACUGGAAUUGGAUUCAAUUGCAGAGAAAUACCCUAAAUUGUCAGUGUACUAUACUGUCGAUACACCAAGUGAAGAUUGGACUGGUGGUGUUGGGUAUGUGUCAAAAGAAAUGAUUGAGAAUAUGUUUGAUGAUAAAGAUAAUACCAAGAUUUUGAUGUCUGGUCCACCGGCUAUGAAGAGUCAUAUUAAUGAGUUACUUGAAGAUUUGGAAUGGGAUAAGGAAAAGGUAUUUUAUUUUUGA